Messenger RNA from Ambispora leptoticha, 591 nucleotides. The record is from the annotation of a GenBank genome assembly. Lineage: Eukaryota; Fungi; Glomeromycota; Glomeromycetes; Archaeosporales; Ambisporaceae.
AUGAAGAUCCUCACCAAAGAAGAAGAAAAAGAGCAUUACGAUUACAUUAUUCGCCAAGGACUACAAAAAGGUCUUGUUGGGUUAGGCGCUGGGAUCGGUCUAUCAUUUAUUGGACAAAAAUACUGGCCGCUUUAUCGCUCGUCCACUCUUCAACUGAAAGCUUUUCUCGUUAGCUCACUCGCAACCGCUGUAUUCAUAAUUGCUACUGAAAAAGCUUCACUCGACUUUGAACGAAAAAAAUACGGCGAAUACAAAGAAAACAAAACACGCAACGAGAACUAUGUUACCAUAUCGCGUAAAGACACGAUGAAAAUAUGGUUUAGUGAGCACAAGUGGCCUAUUGUUGUUGGAACUUGGGGAUUGGCAAUGGCUGGUUCAAUGGCUUCGCUGUAUCGAAAUCAAUAUUUAACCACCGCUCAAAAAAUGGUUCAGGCGCGUAUGUACGCACAAGGCGUCACAAUUAUCGUUGUGUUGGCCGCCGCAGCGUUUAGCGUGAAUACGAGCAAAGAUCCAGAUGGAUUCCAGGAAUGGAAAAAUAUGGUUAAUGAGGAGGAAAGACGGAUUAACAAAAUUUCUUCGUCGCCGUCAUAA